ACGCCUAAGAAUCCGGGAAGCUCAAAACAAAAAUUGAGAGAAAGAGAUAGCAUUAGAUACGGGAAGGUCCACGUAAGACCCGUGCUUCACUUUGAUUCUCUCAAUCUCCUUCAAUUUUUUUUUUUUAUCAAUCUUUGAUCUAAGAAGAUGAAGCGUGAGUAUUUAGAUUACACACUUGUGCCUUUAGGGCUUGCUUUGAUGGUGUUUUAUCAUCUUUGGCUUCUCUACCGUAUCAUCCACCGUCCUUCUUCGACUGUCGUUGGCCUCAACGCCUUCAAUCGCCGCCUUUGGGUCCAAGCCAUGAUGGAGGACUCAUCAAAAAAUGGCGUUUUAGCGGUUCAAACGCUAAGGAACAACAUAAUGGCGUCAACUCUAUUGGCAUCAACUGCAAUAAUGUUGUGUUCACUAAUCGCGGUACUAAUGACAAGUGCUACAGGAGAGCGAUCUGUCUGGUUUGUGUUUGGUGACAAAAGCGACCGAGCCUUCUCGCUCAAGUUCUUCGCAAUCCUCGUGUGUUUCCUAGUCGCGUUUCUCCUCAAUGUGCAAUCAAUUCGUUAUUACAGCCAUGCUAGCAUCCUCAUCAAUGUCCCCUUUAAACAGCUGAUGGCUGUUUCUUCAGGUGGUCGUGGUAACGGUAGUCUUAUGAUAAACCAAGAUUAUGUGGCUGCAACGGUUAACCGUGGGAGUUACUUCUGGUCGUUAGGACUAAGAGCGUUCUACUUCUCAUCGCCUUUGUUCCUAUGGAUCUUCGGUCCCAUCCCAAUGUUCAUCACUUGUUGUGUUCUUGUUUGUUCGUUGUACUUUCUUGAUUUAACGUUUGAGUCGAUGAAAUGUAGCGUUGGAGCCGCAGAUGCGGAAGCUCAGAAUGUUUAGUAGUUUUAUGAGUAACAAUGAGAAAUAUUGAGGAGAGUUUUGUUCAGUGGAACAUAUAAAUUUGUAUUGAUUCAGGUUCAAUGGUAGUUGAACCGUGUCAAAGAGUCACUUUGUAACUAAGUGAAGAAAAUUGUUGUCAUUUA
Molecule: messenger RNA, 1016 nt
Organism: Arabidopsis arenosa
Lineage: Eukaryota; Viridiplantae; Streptophyta; Magnoliopsida; Brassicales; Brassicaceae
Source: the annotation of a GenBank genome assembly